Molecule: messenger RNA, 2151 nt
Organism: Arachis stenosperma
Lineage: Eukaryota; Viridiplantae; Streptophyta; Magnoliopsida; Fabales; Fabaceae
Product: serine/threonine-protein phosphatase 7 long form homolog
Exons: 8
Coding region: 1-2151 (716 amino acids)
Biological process (GO): meristem maintenance; meristem development
Source: RefSeq, a predicted model, not a curated record
AUGUUGACCUGUGAUCAUCCAGUUCCGCCAGAUCGGUACAACGAUCGAGUGGAGGAGCAUUUACGAGUUACUGGAUUUUAUCAUGCAUCUCAAAUUGGUGUCGUACAGAAUCAGAAAGCACUCGUGAAUGCUCUAAUCGAACGCUGGCACCCGGAUACACAUACGUUUCACCUUCCCAUUGGUGAAUGUGCUGUAAGUCUUGAAGAUGUUGCUCUAAUUCUUGGUCUACCGACUGAUGGUCUUCCAGUCACUGGGAUGACAAUGAGUAGCUUCCCAGCGUUGGAGGCGGAGUGUUUGCAUCAGUUUGGAGUUGCACCGAGUAAGUCGGAGUGUAGAGGAUGCUGCAUAAAACUAACCUGGCUACGGGAUCUAAAAGAAAACAUUCAGUUGACUGAUGAAAUAAGUAUACAGAGGUAUGUGAAGUGUCACAUCAUGUUGCUAAUCGGGACGAUGUUGUUUGGGGAUAAAUCUGGGGCAGGUGUGCACUGGAAGUUUCUACCCUUGCUUCGUGAUUUUGCCAGUAUUGGACAGUAUAGUUGGGGGUCGGCAUGCCUAGCGCACCUCUACAGGGCAUUAUGCAGGGCAUCUCGUUAUAACUGUAAAGAAAUGGGUGGUCCAAUAACACUUCUGCUCUGUUGGGCUUGGAUGCGAAUGCCAUACCUAUCGCCGGUUCCUAGGGAACCCCACAGUUUUCCACUAGCCAACAGUUUAGCUAAUUGCAAAUAUGAUAUUAGGUGGCGUAAUUGGGAGCGUGGCGACAGACGAUAUAGAUAUCUUAAUCUAGCUCACUUUAGAAAGACCUUUGAUGACCUGCAGGAAGGCCAGUUUGUGUGGGUUGCAUAUGCUGUGGAUCGCGUGGAUCCGAACAUCAUUCUUGCUGAAAUAUAUAUGCAGUCGGUUGUGUGGACCGCUACUGUUCCGUUGGUGUCAUUUGAAUGUGUGGAGUGGCAUGCUACGGAUAGGUUUAGGCGACAGUUCGGUUUCUUACAGGGAGAACCUUCUGAGGAGCGAAGUUUGGAUAAGGCCCAUGGGAAAGUCCUGACUGGUCCUAAGAAUCUUAACUGGGCCACAACACCGACUCAUGCAAGUUGGGUAAUGCAUUGGACAAACAGGUAUAACUACAUUCUUUCUGAGCUUCCCAUUAAUUCACCGCAUCCAUUGGAAAGUUACAUGCAGUGGUACCGGUCAAAAUAUGGGAACCGGUUGAACUUGUCGAAUCUUGUGGGUCAAGACAGUGAUGAGGAUAAUCAGAAUAUCGAUGAGGGUAAUGAGAUUAUGGAUGAGGAUAAUGAGGGCAUGGAUGAUGACAAUGAGGAAGUGGACCCACAGUUACCCCAAACAUCUAUUUCGAAUCCACAAACCCAAGAACAACCUCAGUUCUCAAGCCAGUACGUACCUCAGACACAGUUCUACCCGUCAUUUCCAAUGCAUCAACAAUAUUGGGGUAUGUCACAGUUUGAUCCCGGAGAAGGAGGUUCUUUUAGCCAAUUGCUUGGGUUCAUGGCUGGAGAUGCCGGACAGUCACAGUAUGGCAAUGAAGCUGAGAUCCAGGCGGGUAGAUAUUCAUUGGAUGCCAGGCUCCCUUGCCAUACUUCAUCGGUCGCUUCUGGAGGGUUUGUAUCUGUUGACUCUAGUAGAAGUGAAGAUGGACACGGUGUACUUAAUAGUCAACAUCCUCACCGUGUAACCAUGGGACCUGUUCAGGAAGAUGAUAACACACCCGAGGAUGACACGAAUGCGUACAUAGUAGAUGAAAUGGAGGAGGAUGUCGACGAUGACGAGGAUGAAAUUGAGGAGUUCGAUGAGGAUGAGGAUGAGGAAUCCCGCAAUGAUGGCCAGGCACACACUCCGGAUGAGAAAGGCAAAGGUUACAAUCUCAGGAUUGAUCCACCACGUCGCAGCGCUAAUCGCUACACUCCAUCUGUAUUCAAAAAAGCCGCAAAGAAGUGCAAGAACUUCGUCAAUGAUGUCAAGACUAAUGUAUUCAUAAUGAUGUGGACUAUGAUUUUAUGGAUGAAUAAUGCAAACUAUGAUAUCAAAAGUAUGUAUUAUGCGAAAUAUGAUAUUAUAUCGAUGAAUAAUAUGAAAUAUGGUAUCAAUAAUGUGUAUUGUGUACGAUAUGUUUAUAGAUUUUAUGUAUUCAAUAAUUGA